GAAUGUCUGGAAUGACAACACGAACUUUAGCUGAUCUAGUCCAUUUUCCAAAUUUAGAAUUUAUUAGUAUGUUUGGAAAUAUUUAUGAAGAUGGAUUAGGUAUAGAAGAUGCUUUUUUGAUAUUCACGGAGAUUUGUUCAUUGAUUCGACAAUUUACUUUGAAAGAAUGUCCAGAUUUAACUGACAAUUGCGUCCUAUACUUGGUAAUGUCUUGUGUUAAUUUGGAGGAGCUCACAUUGAAUGGAAGUUAUAAAUUAACUGAUGAUGCGGCUCAACAUAUUGGAAAUUAUUUUAUUGAAUUGAAACAAAGUAAUAUAUCCGAUGAUUCAUUGAAGAAAUUUGCUGAUUGUUGUGAUAAACUAAAGAUAGUUAAUAUUGACUGGUGUUUUAAUAUAACUGGAAGUGGUGUCGCAUACUUAGUUAAGAAAUGUGGAAAAACGAUACAACUUUUAUCAAUGGUUGAAUGUCAUAAUGUUGCGCCUGAUGCAGCUAAUCUUGCUAAGAGUGUACUUAAACAACAUG
Scutellospora calospora is the source of this 522-nucleotide messenger RNA. NCBI's taxonomy places the organism in Eukaryota, Fungi, Glomeromycota, Glomeromycetes, Diversisporales, Gigasporaceae. The record is from the annotation of a GenBank genome assembly.